AUGGCGCUCUUGCAGUUCAUCACGGCAUUCCUCUGCAGUCCUGUGUUAGCAGGGGGUCUCCAACUUCUGCCGCCCACCCUCCGAACUUCGGAAUCCCCUUCAGGCGCCGUUUGGCAAGUGGAUAAAAGCCCGAAGACUAUCUACAUCGAGAACAGUCUUGCCUCCAAAGCCGAUACAGAUGGCUUGACUCUCAUUCCACCAAAUGGCCACGACUUUGCGAAGCUCUUCCAACAAGACAUAAGCGAGCUUACAGGUGUCAACUGGACAUUACAGCGCGUCGAUCGUCUCCCUAAUGCCGCCAACGCCACUGGCAUUCUUCUCGGCUCUUUCACCAGCAACAAAUCGUCGCUCACUUACGAAAAUGGCAAUCCUACGUCGGAAGGUUAUGAGCUCGUCAUCUCCCCGUCUGGCGCCUUCAUCGGCGGCACAGGCGCGCGGGGGAUGUGGUGGGGGACCAGAACCUUGCUCCAGCUCCUGCUGGUAGGGAACGGGACUCUGCCCAUGGGGCGAUCGUUUGACGCGCCGGCAUAUGCUACGCGAGGCUUCAUGCUCGACGCCGGACGCAAGUGGUACGCGCCCACUUUCCUCAAGGAGCUGUGCAGCUUCGCUUCCUUCUUCAAGAUGAGCGAGUUUCACUAUCAUCUCAGCGACAAUUACCCGCUCAAUCGCGGGCAGAACGCGUCGUGGCAAGACGUCUACUCCCACUUUUCGCUGCGGCCGGAAGAUGAGAAUUUGCUACCGAUCCUUCAUGGCCGGGAGAAUGAAACCUUGUCCCGAGAAGACUUUGCUGAUCUUCAGAGUCAUUGCGCGUCAAGAGGUGUCACAGUUAUCCCGGAAAUCGAAGCACCAGGCCAUUGCCUCUACCUGACCAAGUGGAAGCCUGAGCUCUCGUUGGCCAAGCGCGACUUGCUCAAUCUGUCUCAUCCUGAUACUAUCCCGACCGUCAAGCGUAUCUGGUCGGAGUUUCUCCCCUGGUUCGAGACAAAAGAAGUUCAUGUUGGCGCAGACGAGUAUGAUGCGACGCUGGCUGACGACUACAUUGGUUUCGUGAACGAGAUGUCUUCUUUCAUUAACUCUACUACCGGCAAGAGAAUUCGGAUCUGGGGAACAAACGAGCCAUCUGAAAACAAGACGAUUUCCAAAGACGUAGUCAUCCAGCACUGGCAAUACGGCGAAUCGGACCCGGUUCUACUGGCAAACAAUGAUUACGAUGUUGUCAAUUCAGAGGACUGGUGGGCAUAUAUGUCUCUCAAGAACGACCAUAUGCCAAUCCUACCUGCUCGCUACCCGCAAUUCUUCAACGAGACUCGAGUCCUCAACUUCGCCAACGAACCAGAGUGGCAGUGGACACCAGCGGAUUUCAACCCUUUCAAUAAGACCAUGCAGCUACCAGAUAGUUCACCAGCAAACAGAGGUGCCAUUCUUGCGGCAUGGAACGACAAUGGCCCGGAUGCCUCUACACAGCUGGAGGCGUAUUAUGCCAUGCGUCGAGGCAUAGCGCUGGUCGGAGCACGCGCGUGGAGUGGCAGUCGUGGCGUAGAGCUGGCAGACGAAGGAGUUGCGCCUAGCAUCGACUUCUUCACGCCUCUCGCACCGGGACAGAAUCUUGAGCGUGUAGUGAAGAAGCCCAAGUCUGCAUGCAAAGGCCCACUAGUCUCAUGGUCUCGCCCUGUCAAUUAUUCCGAUGCUGUACACCUUGGCCACGGAAGUAAGGGGAUGAACUAUACCCUGACUCUAGCUGUUACGGGGCCUUUCACUCUCUCCGGUCCAGAUACUGCUCUCUCAUUAGAUGAUAGUGGUAGCAUCGCAUUCAGUGCGGACGGAUGGGCUUAUCCUCUCCGGUCUGUUAGCAAACAAGAUGCCAUGGAACUCGACCCUGGGCACCCAGGCCGGAUUUGGUCGAACGUCUCUACUUCCACACACGAGGCAGUGUCGGUGCCGAAGCUACCUGCGAACAUCACAAUCACCACAGACGUGCCUCACGGAAGCAUGGCCUGGAUCAACGGGCAAUUCGCAGGGCGGUUCGAGGUGUUUGUGUAUGGAGGUCGCAACACACUCUUCAGCUGGAGCCAAAUGGCCUUCGUUGCGCCAUUGGAAGAUAUACAUGGCCCCGGGCUACAAGGUCUUGUGGUCGACGGAGUUGCUAAUGCAACUUAG
Messenger RNA from Colletotrichum fioriniae, 2157 nucleotides. RefSeq lists its product as uncharacterized. Gene Ontology annotation, molecular function: beta-N-acetylhexosaminidase activity. Lineage: Eukaryota; Fungi; Ascomycota; Sordariomycetes; Glomerellales; Glomerellaceae. The record is from RefSeq and is a predicted model, not a curated record. Gene Ontology annotation, biological process: carbohydrate metabolic process.